Nomascus leucogenys (northern white-cheeked gibbon) is the source of this 3574-nucleotide messenger RNA. Lineage: Eukaryota; Metazoa; Chordata; Mammalia; Primates; Hylobatidae. The record is from RefSeq and is a predicted model, not a curated record.
AAAGUAGGCCAGUAUUGCCAGAGAACAGGAGAGGAGGAGAGUAUGGUAUAAGCGUGUCCAGAAAUAAGGAGAACUUGAAGCAGAAUGGCUGCAAGAUGUGGGUUUAUCAACUCUGAUCUCAGGUGAUGAAGAGGAAGAUGGCAAAGCCUUGCUCUCUACAUUGACUCGAACCCAAGCAGCUGCUGUGGAAAAGAGAUACAAUACCUAUACCCAAACCAUGAGGAAAAAGAAUAAGCAAUCUAUCAGGGAUGUCAGAGACAUUUUUGGAGUCAGUGAAUCUUCUCCUCGUGAUACCUGUGGCAACCACACUAAUCAGCUGGAUGGCACCAAGGAAGAAAGAGAGCUUCCAAGAGUUAUCAAGACAAGUGGUUCCAUGCCAGAUGAUGCUUCUCUCAACAGUACUACCCUGUCUGACGCAUCCCAGGAUAAAGAAGGGAGUUUUGCAGUUCCCAGGAGUGACUCUGUGGCUAUACUUGAGACCAUUCCAGUUCUACCAGUUCAUUCCAAUGGAUCACUGGAGCCUGGACAGCCAGUUCAGAAUGCGAUCAGUGAUGAUGAUUAUCUGGAAAAGAACAUUCCACCAGAGGCUGAAGAGCUGUCAUUUGAAGUGUCUUAUUCAGAAGUGGUUACAGAGGCUCUAAAAAGAAAUAAACUUAAGAAAUCAGAGAUUAAGAAAGAAGACUAUGUUUUAACUAAAUUUAUUGUUCAGAAAACCAGAUUUGGCUUAACUGAAGCAGGAGAUCUGUCUGCUGAAGACAUGAAGAAAAUCCGCCAUCUCUCUCUGAUUGAAUUGACUGCCUUUUUUGAUGCCUUUGGAAUUCAACUGAAAAGAAACAAAACAGAGAAAGUAAAAGGACGAGACAAUGGGAUUUUUGGAGUUCCACUUACAGUCCUCCUGGACAGUGAUCGAAAGAAAGACCCUGGAGUGAAAGUUCCCCUGGUAUUACAAAAAUUUUUUGAGAAAGUUGAGGAAUCAGGUCUGGAAUCGGAAGGAAUUUUUCGACUUUCAGGAUGUACUGCUAAAGUCAAGCAAUACCGUGAAGAACUUGAUGCCAAGUUUAAUGCUGAUAAAUUUAAAUGGGACAAAAUGUGCCAUAGAGAAGCUGCAGUAAUGUUGAAAGCAUUUUUCAGAGAACUGCCCACCUCUCUCUUCCCUGUGGAAUAUAUACCUGCCUUCAUCAGUCUAAUGGAAAGAGGGCCUCACGUCAAAGUACAGUUUCAAGCCUUACACCUCAUGGUCAUGGCGCUGCCUGAUGCCAACAGAGAUACAGCUCAGGCCCUCAUGACGUUCUUCAAUAAAGUGAUCGCCAAUGAAUCAAAAAACCGAAUGAGUCUGUGGAACAUUUCUACAGUGAUGGCACCAAACCUUUUCUUCAGUAGAAGCAAACACUCUGAUUAUGAAGAAUUACUGUUAGCAAACACUGCAGCCCACAUCAUCCGCCUAAUGCUUAAGUACCAGAAGAUUUUGUGGAAGGUUCCAUCUUUCUUAAUCACUCAAGUAAGAAGAAUGAAUGAAGCCACGAUGCUGUUGAAGAAGCAGCUCCCAAGUGUCAGGAAGCUGCUCAGGAGGAAGACCCUCGAGCGGGAGACUGCAAGCCCCAAGACUUCAAAGGUACUGCAAAAAUCACCCUCGGCAAAAAGAAUGUCUGAUGUGCCGGAAGGAGUCAUACGGGUCCAUGCUCCACUUCUCUCCAAGGUGUCCAUGGCCAUUCAACUCAACAAUCAAACCAAAGCCAAAGACAUAUUGGCAAAAUUUCAAUAUGAAAACAGUCAUGGUUCAUCAGAAUGUAUUAAGAUUCAGAACCAAAGAUUAUAUGAAAUUGGAGGAAAUAUAGGAGAGCAUUGCUUGGAUCCAGAUGCUUAUAUAUUGGAUGUAUAUCGUAUAAAUCCUCAAGCAGAAUGGGUGAUUAAACCUCAACCAAGUUCUUAAAAUAUCCUCGAGAUAGCUGCUAUCAUGUAUUAUAUGCCAAAAAGAUCCUACAUUUUGGUAGGGAAAAAACAACACUGUGUUUGACGUGUUUGUUCCUACAGCCUUCUCAGUAUUUCUGGCCCUCCACAGUGGGCAUUGUCAGCAUGAACUGUGGAAGAGGCGCUGGUUCACCAAUUCAACUGAAGCUUUCUCAUGACAUUUUUUUAAUAAAAGUAAAGGAAAGAUGAUGUGGUCCUUCCAGAAGAAAGACCAAUCUAGAAUAUGGAACUCUAAUCACUUCUAGUAUUUCAACUUCCUAGCAGAAAUGAACUCGGCCCUAGACCUAGGGAUAAGCAAUGUUCUUUAUGUAGCCAAUGCUAUGAAGCAAAAGAGGUGAAAGAGACCCUUUUUUAUAUUUAAUGUACAUAUAUUGACUUUUUGAGCAAGAAUGCCAGAAAUAGCCUUCAUUUCUACCCUGCAAAAUAAUCCAGAUCUGCUUUCUAAAGAGAAUCAGUUUCUAAAGUGAAACAUACAAUAUUUAUGCUCUGACUGACUCCUGAAUUGGAGGAGGAAGAACUUCUGUUUAAAGAAAACUGUAUUGUUAUGUAUGUCAGGCUGUGUAUUGUGACUAUCAGCAUUCUGGUGCAAAUGAACUUUUCUCUAUCAUCGACUGUGGAAAAUUGAUACUUUUAAAGCAUAUUCUUCUGUGAGCACAGGUCCUGCUAGUGAAGCUUGGUUUGACAAAGGGUGUCAUGCUUUCCUAACCUUGUUUGUAGUUAACAUUCACAGAGCCUCCAUUUUCUCAUUACGGUUAUGAUGCUCAGUAUCUUUCCAAGUGCCAGGCACGGGCUUCCUUUUCUGAUCAAACAUACCGUUGUUUAUAUUUCACAACUAUAGACAGUCACUUCUGCAGUCCCAAUUUAAAAAUGCAGAACUGCUUUAUCCAAGAAUGCUGAAAAAUACCGUUCUAUCCAGGUUUUACAAACUAUAAAAGCAGAUUUUGCUUUUGUUUGUUAAUCAUAGGCAUGGCCAAGCAUUGUGGAUUAGCCUGAGGCUUAAAAUCAGAUGCAUGUCUGGUAAGAUGACCACUGUCUCACUAUCAAGAGCCUGCAGAGCCAUUUUCCAGACCUGUGAUUGCCCAGAACACAUAGUCCCCACGUUUCUAAUUUGGAGCAAAUCUAAAAGGUGCUGAGGGAUUGGACAGCUCUGCCUUUUCUCUCGAGGCUGUGGAUAUAGUCCUUCUCGGAUUAACUAGAAAUGGGGACAGAGUUCUCAUUUAUCCCAGACGUAUACAUUGGCUUUUUUGGAAUCUGCAGAUUGAGAUUUUGAUGAAUUUAUAUUGGUUUUAAUGAGACCCAAAUGACUCUCUCUCAACAAUUCAAGCAGUAGACAAAUUUGCUCACAAAUACAGAAAACAUCUUUUUGUCUACUUCGCAAGUCUCAAAACGUGGUAAUAUUUAAGCCCAUUUGUAGAAGAAAUCUUUUAUAUACUAUAUUACACCUCGAUAUCUAUACAAAACAUCACUUAUAUUAAAACAUGUAGAUAACUUUCUGGCAUUUAGGAUUUUGUUAUAUUUUUAUAGAAAACACAAGAUCCAUUCAUUUGAUUGUUAAUUUGAGAAUUUUUUUUUGCCUGAAAACCCGUUAAAAGGAAACGUGCCUUCU